CCCCAGCAAGGGCUGGCAAACCGCCCUCCUUUUUUCUCUGCGAUCUCCCUCGUCGAAUUUCACCCCUCUCUCUCCUCCCACUCCCAUUCACUCCCGCAUCACCACUCACCGUCAGCGACGCUUCACUCGCCCCAGCCCGUCACGGCACAUCCUGCAACCCAGGCAGGACCAUUCCUCAGCCCCUCCAGAACCUAUUUGGCCUCUGCAGCCAUCUUAUCCCCAGCACCACCUGGUCUAUUCCAUGACCUGCACAUCGACCCCAAUGAACUGCAUCGCCCCUCACAGUCAAGUCGACACACUUUAAACCCCACGGGAGCGCGUGCGAGCGAGCAAGGAGUUUGAGCGAUUUCAACUAUCGUUCUAGGAGGCUGCCAAUCCGUUUUCCCGAGUGCCCGCCAUCGUUGCCAACCCGUCGCUGUCAUCGCCCCCCUACGUCGUCGUCGUCGUCCCCCCUCGUUGCCGUUGCUAGAGCUAUCCGGUUCUCGCUCCGCAAAGCCUGAUCGACAGACGCACCCCACGCGACAGACCAUUUUUCCACGAUGCCAGGUGCAAGUGUCGCCACUGUGCCUGCGCCCGCCGCUGAAUCACCAGCCUCGGCCUCGCGAAAAACCUCCCUCGCACCAGAGAAGAAGUACAAGUGCCAGUUCUGCAACCGGGCUUUUAGCAGAAGCGAGCACAGGAGCAGACAUGAGCGAUCACACACCAAAGAGCGACCAUUCAAAUGCAUGAAGUGUCGAAGCACGUUCGUCCGACGCGAUUUGCUCCUCCGACAUGAUAGGACCGUUCACGCUAAGGAUGGUGGCGUUCCGCUUCACAGCGAUGGCAAGCGUCGUGGUGGCCCCAAGCCCAAGGCAGCUGUCGCCGGUCCUGCGAAGCCUUCACUGGCCCUUGACGGACCCGCAUUGGAACAGCUCGAGGCCAGCGGCGAGGGCAUCUUCGACGUCGAGACCGCGGCUAUGCUUGUUGCUGACCUCCAUCACAAGGCCACUGCUGUCAUGCAGUCCAAUGGCGGCAGCCCUUUCGAGAGCAGCCCAACCGUGCCCUUCGCGCAGAGCGGCAACUCCUUGAUGGACCCUCCGACUGUGACCUACCCGAAUGGCACGAUCGGCCUGCCUCAGUGGGACUCUUUCGUCCAGGGUGAGCCCAAGAACCACUCGCUCUCGGCUUCCGGCUCCUUCGCUUCUCAGCCGUCCUUCGCCAGCUCCAGCACGAUCCAGCCCGCCACGUCUGCUCGGCAAGACAACGGCCCCGAGUCGAUCUCGUCGCAGUCGCUCGGCAACUCCGUUCAGACGUCUGCUACUGGCACGCCCACUUCUCAGUCGCCCUAUCCUUCGCACGGCGCUCAGAACCACGCAGAGGCCCACCAGACCUCGGCUGGCUUCAAGCCCCCUCAGGUGAACAGUGAUGUAGAGCGCAACAUGAUUCUGGACAAUGUUCACGGCAGCGAUACCGAACGCGCGAUUCCUGACGGCUUCAAAAUGCCUAACCUGGAGCGUCUGAACCGCUACUUGUCGACCUACUUUGGCAUGUUCCAUCAUCACCUGCCUUUUCUGCAUCCCGCGUCCUUUGACCCGACUACCGUGUCCUCGCCGCUCCUUCUGUCCGUCCUCUCAAUCGGUGCUCUCUACGCCUUUGACCAGGAGCAGGCGUUCAUGAUGCACGUCGGUAGCAAGGUCCUCAUCAACGAGUUCCUGCAGAACAAGGAAAACUUCAGCUCUCGCAAAUGUCCCCUCUGGGCCAUGCAAAGUUCUCUGUUGAACAUGAUUUUCGCCACUUGGAGCGGUGAUCCUAAGGGGCUCGAGUGGGCUUGUUCAAUCAAGAGUCUUUUGGCCAACAUGGUUGCUGGCAAUCGCUACGAGCUGAAGCUCAGGCAGGAGGCACGCGAGAAUCGGUCACCGACCCGGGCCGAGUGGGUGGAGGAUGAGGAGUGCCGUCGCACCUACUACGCGGUGUACAUCUUCUUCGGCCUCCUUACUCUGUCGUACAACCACACGCCUGCCAUCAGCUUCAACGAGUUCGAGGACCUGCUGCUGCCCUCCACCGAGGCCCUCUGGAACCUGCAGGUUCCCGAUGAGCUUGCCUGGGAGGAGGAACUGGCUGCUUCCACUGGUGUCACGUUCAUGGAGGCUCACGACAAGCUGUUCCAGGGCGAGACUAUCAGGUACAGCGCGUUCGCGACCCGUGUGAUGAUCAAUGCUCUUUUCCUUGAAGUGUGGUACCACAAGCGCAGCCCUGAAGCGCUGCAAGAUGUUGUCACCGAGUACAAACUCAGACUCGCGCUGGAGACUUGGGAGAAAUCCGUCGACCUUUGCGAGCCCGAGACCGCUACUGUGCCCGUCAUCUCUCCCCACAAGGGCCACCCUCUCAUCUUCAAUGCUACGGCCAUGUUCCGCAAUGCCCGAGCUCGACUUGAAGUCGACCUCAAGACCGUCCAGGAAGCUCUUCGUUACCAUGACCCGUACGAAGUCCAUGCGGCGAUGUCAGGGGCGCGGGACAAGGUCAAGCGUUCUUCAGAGAUGAUCAAGGUCAUCCAGGAGUGCUACAAUUGCAUCGAGACGGCCGUGGUCCAGGGUGUGCGCUGGGUUGCGCGCACCUCACCUACCAACUGGAGCAUUGAGCACCCGCUCUGCGGAAUGGACCUCAUGAUCAUCCUCAGCCUCUGGCUCUACCGUCUGGAACAUGACGAUGAGCCGGCAAGCGAGGAGGAAAUGGCCAUGUACAACAAAAUCCGCAAGCUCUUCGAGAAGGACCUUGACCAGCCAUACAUUUCGCAACUUGGCACUAUUGUGGCUCGCCUCUGGGGCUCCAUGCUUGACGAGGUGGUUGUCUGGGGAAUUACUCGUUUGAUGGGCGAAUCCUUCCGCUUCCACGCUCAGGCGCUGAUCGGUUACGUCGACGACGUCGAGAUGUCCGACAAUGUUUCGACUCCUUCGAUGUCUCAAGGCGGAGACGAAGACAGCGUGUACUAAUUCCGGCGAUGAAUAAUGAUGUUCGACUUCCAGUGUUUCAAUUGAGGGCUUCUCUUCCGGCAUAUACCUCUUUCGUCUUUGGUUUCCUGCUUUCCUGCUUUUCAUGGUCUGGUUCUGGCGUGGGGUCAAGGUUUCCUUCUCUGAGUUUCCCGGUCAUGUUCUUUGCAAUUGCGUUUGCGUCUCAAGAAUGGACUCUGGCAUAAUCAGGGAGGGGGGCAAGGUUUUGGCAAAAGCCCGGCGGCGCGUUGGGUCCUGGUCCCUUUUCGAAUCGGUGGGAAAGGGGAAUGGGCCACAAGAGCUGCCGGCCUCUCACACGGAGCCUACCCGGGGUAAUACGCUGCUGCGCACACGGAUCGUUGGCUGGUCCCAAUCGGGGGAACUCUUUUUCUCCUUGUCUUUUUUAGCUACGUCACCCCUAGCAGCCACUUUAAUCCUGUUGUCUGCUUUUUUCUUAUGUCUCCAAUGCUUUUGUUUUUGUGUUUUAUUUCCUUGCGCCUGAUACCUUGUUCAACCCAUGGCUUGCUUCUGUUGUUUUCUGCGAUGCUUUUACAUUUUUCCUCUCACAUGGUGUACUAGAAAUGGACAUGGAAGCGUCUGAUGAUGAACAAGGAGGGGAGGCUGGGCUGGGAUUGAGUCGUUUGCCAGCCAUAUCAAUAUAAGGUUGAGCAUUUGUGUUGCGUUGGCUUUAAUCAAGGAUUUUCUCAGCAGUCAUUUGAGUUGAAUUGUACAAAAUCAGGCAGCUCAGUGUAGCGCUUAAAGAAUAUCACUUCUCUUUCCUGGAUA
Molecule: messenger RNA, 3752 nt
Organism: Diaporthe batatas
Lineage: Eukaryota; Fungi; Ascomycota; Sordariomycetes; Diaporthales; Diaporthaceae
Exons: 3
Coding region: 540-2969 (809 amino acids)
Biological process (GO): regulation of transcription by RNA polymerase II; DNA-templated transcription
Cellular component (GO): chromatin
Molecular function (GO): zinc ion binding; RNA polymerase II cis-regulatory region sequence-specific DNA binding; DNA-binding transcription factor activity, RNA polymerase II-specific
Source: RefSeq, a predicted model, not a curated record